Sesamum indicum (sesame) is the source of this 798-nucleotide messenger RNA. RefSeq lists its product as uncharacterized. Lineage: Eukaryota; Viridiplantae; Streptophyta; Magnoliopsida; Lamiales; Pedaliaceae. The record is from RefSeq and is a predicted model, not a curated record.
UAGGGGCAUAUUGGCAAAGAAACAUUAAUAUCCUGCCACAGUAGCUUUCAAUUGCAUAUAAACCCCAGGAAAUUAUGUUGUCUAUUUUCUGUCUCAUAAAUGAAAUGGCGUUGAGGUUGCAGACUCCAACUCUACCGGUGGCUUCUUUCAAUUACACUGGAAACUCCAAAUCCAGAGUCCUGCAGAAUUUCAGUUCUCAACCAGUGACUAAUGCAAAUAUACGAGGUAGAGAAACAAUAAAGAUGCUGUCUGCACUACCAGAAACAGCAGCUUCUGUUGCAGUUGCUGCUACUAUUGUUGGAGCUGCUGCUUCAUUCCUUGCUAGAAGAACUAAAAGUUCCGAAGUAACUGAGGCCCCUACAAAGAUUUGCGAGGACUGUGGAGGUUCAGGUGUUUGCUCCGAAUGCAAUGGUGAAGGAUUUGUGCUUAAGAGAUUGUCUGACGAAAGCGCUGAAAAAGCAAGAUUGACGGCAAAGAAUAUGGCAACGAGAUACACUGCAGGCCUUCCAAAGAAGUGGAGCUACUGCACAAAGUGCUCAUCUGCUCGCUCCUGUAAUACAUGUGGUGGUAGUGGGAAACUCAGCUACUAGAACUAGUCUUUUCUUAUGAUCUGGUGCUUGUGGUUGUGGCUUCGUUUUUGAUUCAAGUAAGUUUUGCAAUUUGCCUUUAUCCACUAAUAAGAGAACUGAUCUCUCAUUACGGACGUGAAUUCAUUAUUGUAUAUUUCGCUGAUGAUCAUAUACAGGAAAUUCUUUCCAUGCUCUAGCAAAUCUUUGAGAUACAAAUUUCCUAUGGUCA